Diprion similis is the source of this 954-nucleotide messenger RNA. RefSeq names its product succinate dehydrogenase cytochrome b560 subunit, mitochondrial-like. Gene Ontology annotation, molecular function: succinate dehydrogenase activity; electron transfer activity. Lineage: Eukaryota; Metazoa; Arthropoda; Insecta; Hymenoptera; Diprionidae. Gene Ontology annotation, biological process: mitochondrial electron transport, succinate to ubiquinone; tricarboxylic acid cycle. The transcript has 5 exons. Gene Ontology annotation, cellular component: membrane. The record is from RefSeq and is a predicted model, not a curated record. Bases 257 to 781 code for a protein of 174 amino acids.
GUCGGUAAAACAGACUGAUCAUAUGCCCUUAAAAGUUAUUUCAAUCAGGUGUGUGACAUGUGUAACAUUGCAGAGAAGAAUUGUCUGCUGCGGUGUUCGCUCGAUUUCAUCUACUCAUCAAUGUAUUAGCGAUCUUUCAAUUGAUAAAGCGUUCAAUACUUGCCUCGACUACCAUCGUUACUUUACGUUUAUUUGAUAUAAGUGUCAGACCUGAUAUUCAUUGUUCAUUACCAGCGGCUUAAUUAAUUUCGGUAAUAUGGCUCUCAGCUACACAAGGUUACUUUGUAGACGGAACUUGGGUGUCAAUGGGUUUCGAGGGUUUUACACCAGCAAGAACCUAGCCGUUUCCACAUCAAACACUGCAUUAGAAAAAGUAGCAGUUCAUGAGAAUCACGAUGAGAAGAAUAUGCGUCUCAAAAGACCGAUGUCUCCCCACUUGACCAUUUAUCAAGUGCAAAUAACUACUCUGCUUUCAAUCUCACACAGAGCUACAGGAAUAGCGCUGUCUGGUUACGCAGCAACAAUUGGAUUGAGUACUCUUUUUAUGCCUGGUGGAAUGCCAUGCAUGAUUGAAGCUGUGCACGCGUUAUGUUUACCAGCAGUUGCGAUUGCGCUUGGUAAAACUGCUCUUGCUUUUCCAGUAGCAUUCCAUUUUUGCAACGGAAUUCGUCACUUGGCUUGGGACUUGGGAGUGUUUCUCAGUAUAAAGGAUGUUUAUACCACGGGCUAUGUGAUGGUCCUCGCAGCUGCUGCUCUGUCUGUGGUAUUAGCAAUCCUUUAAAAGUUUUUUGAAUUUAAAAUGUAUUUAUUGAAAGUUGAGCAACUGAAGUGAAAUCAUUAGUAUUAUUUGUCUAACUUGGCUUGUUCUUUGAAUAGAGCCAAAAUUCGAUUAUUCCCUUUCUGGAAUGUCAAGUAUGUACAAUACAAAAUAAUAAAAAUUAUGUUGAAUAUCAA